AUGCAAAACAAGAAAAUUCAGUUAUGGGCAUUGUCUAUUAGUGGUUACAACUGUAAGACAGAGUAUCUUCCAGGGAAGGCAAAUGUUAUUGCUGAUUUCUUUUCACGACCACCAGAUUCUGAAAAUAAACAAAAAGAAAGUGAGCAAGAAAUUGAACCAGAUAUAAAUGACAAUACCUACAAAAUUUCUGACAAAAAUACAGUGAAAAGCAUUAAUGUUAUAAACUCUAACAAUUUAUACCCGAAAGAAGUAGCUAACAAAGAAUAUCAAAAACAAGAUGCUUUAGUAGAAACUGUCCCAGCAUUUACAGAUUUAGAUAUGAGAUUAGAACAAGAUAAAGAUCCUGCAAUUGUUCAGAUGAAAAUGCAACUUAAGCAUGGUGACCCAAGUAAGGCUGAAUUGAAAAAGUAUUUAGAAGUAGACAAUGUUCUAUACUAUAUCUCUAACCCAGAUGAAGAACCAGUUAUGAGACUGUAUGUUCCUAGUCAUUUGAAAUCAUUAGUUAUAACAGAAUAUCACAACAAUGGUCACCCCGGUACACAGCGUAUGUUUGCAACUAUAAAAACAAAGUACUACUGGCCAAAUAUGUUUAAAGAACUUCAUAGAUAG
Messenger RNA from Mercenaria mercenaria, 609 nucleotides. RefSeq lists its product as uncharacterized. The record is from RefSeq and is a predicted model, not a curated record. The transcript has a single exon. The coding region runs from base 1 to 609 and encodes 202 amino acids. Lineage: Eukaryota; Metazoa; Mollusca; Bivalvia; Venerida; Veneridae.